AUGGAGCACUGGAUGUCAAGUCUCGGGGGUUGAUUUUUGUAGCUGUUUGUGCUCCUGUGGUGAGGUUUCAGAUCCCUAAAUGAUUCGCUAAAUUCUUGGUGCUAGUACUUGGUUGACCAAGAAGAUCAGUUUCAUGCAGGACCUCUUGUCUUUGACUGUAGCAAAUAAAGCUUCCUUUGCUAAUGGAAGUGCUUUUGCCAAUGUGCCAAGCAUGUGAGCACCCAGGAUAGCAGCGACUGAACACAACCAGCAUCUCUUCCAAAGUGGAUCUUCUGCUUGACAGAAUAAACACAGAAGACGCUGCAUUUGAUGAAUCCCUGGCCAGGUCUGUGCAGCCGUGUCCCACCUGCAUAAAUCUUCCACGCUGCAGGAUGGCAACAGAGGAGCUAGCAGCCAUCCGCAGUCAGCUGCAUUCUCAAGCCAAGAUCAUUGAGUCCCUCACCCAGUCCGUAAAUAGACUGAAACAGGAGAGGGAGCUUCAGCAGCAGCAGAUCAAUAAACUGGAAGAGGAGGUUCAUCGAUUGCAGAACAGUCCUCACAGUAGCUUGGAGUCCCUGCUGGGACACAGGAUUGAGGGACUGAAGAGCGAGUUUCAUAACCUGCAGCAACAAAUGUUUCACCAGCCAGAUGGAGAUUGCACUCCGGAUGUGUACCCCAGCUCCAGCAUCCUGCAGGAGAUGCACGAGAGCAAAAAGCUUCUGUGGCAAGAAUAUGAAUGUGUGAGGACAGAGGUAGAGCAACUGAAGGACACGCUGAACCGGCAAGAGGAGGAUCUAUUCCAUCAGAUGUCUGCAACUGAUGAAAUGAAGAGAACUCAAAGUCGAUACUGCAAGAUGCUGGAAGAUCUGAUGAACAGCUACAAAGCUCAGUCUCACGACUUGGAUAAAGCCAAGGUGGAGACGCGGAGCACCCAGCAGGAGCUCAGCCACGUCAAAUCUACAGUCACUGACCUGAAAGACCAAAUGAAAAGUCUGUGCAUGGAGGAGAAGCCACUUAUGAAGCUCAUGGGAAAGAAGAGAGCUUGUCAAAAGACAAUCAAGGACUCGCUGAGAGAGGAGAUGUUUACUUCCUCCGUGAUUGAUGAUUCCACCUCUGAGCUCAGUCUUACAGACGUCAGCUCCGAUGAGCUCUCCAGCACCACAGAGAUCAAGGAGCCAGAAGGUUCCAGAAAUACUUCCACCCCGAGCCUGGAGCUGAAAGCAAGCACACCACGAGAAGAAGCCGGAAGCAUGCUGGAUGAGGAUGAGGAUGAGGACUUUGGCAGUGACCUGUCAGACAGUCUGCCUGAACUUAACCUGAGCGACCUGUAACGUGUAGCCAAAGAAAGCCUGCUUCUGUCGAAUAAGAAAAUAAUUAAAGGUGGAAAGGGAAUUGGCCUCCUGGAAUUACCUAGAGAGGUGGUGGCAUCUCCAUCCUUGGAGGUUUUGAAGACCCGGGUAGACAAAACCUUGGCUGAGAUGAUGUAUUUGGGGCUGAUCCUGCUUUAAGCAGGGGAUUGGACUGGAUCUGACCUUGUGAGGUCCCUGCCAACUACCAUUUUCUAUGUUCUAUGAAUGGGCAGGCUCCUCAGCUGACCCUGCACACAGUCACCAGCAUGGUGGGCUGUGAAGGAACCAAGGCAGGUUGCAUACAUCGAUAGCACUGGGUGUGAAGUGCCUCCAGUGAUGCAUUCAAAUGCUCUUUCUCUAGAAGACAGCAGUGGGGUCUCUUGGUGUGGGGUUGGACUUCUGGCUCUAACUCUUUUUUUUAGCUUCAACACUGGGGCAUGUCUGUGGAGCCAGGCCCUGCAUGUAGAGAGAACACAACAGACCUUUAGCAGCUGGACACAAAUCUACUUAGUCAGCUGAGAGCGAAGGAAAAGCAGCUGAGCUGUGCCAGGUGCUGGGCCAUGGCUUCCCCAGGGGGAUCUGAAAUGGUCUGAGAAGGCCCCUUUGUUGAACAGUGUUUCCAUGUCUUCUGCAAGGGGAAAGUUGCUUUGGUUUUGGAGAAGAUGGCUGCAGUGAAGAAAAGGUGUCUUAUAAAAUUCUGCUCUUCUUC
Messenger RNA from Gavialis gangeticus (Gharial), 2037 nucleotides. Its product is annotated as golgin subfamily B member 1-like. The transcript has 11 exons. The coding region runs from base 372 to 1310 and encodes 312 amino acids. Lineage: Eukaryota; Metazoa; Chordata; Crocodylia; Gavialidae. The record is from RefSeq and is a predicted model, not a curated record.